Molecule: messenger RNA, 1641 nt
Organism: Benincasa hispida (wax gourd)
Lineage: Eukaryota; Viridiplantae; Streptophyta; Magnoliopsida; Cucurbitales; Cucurbitaceae
Source: RefSeq, a predicted model, not a curated record
GAAAAAAAAAAAAAAGUUCUAGAGAAGGAAAGUGAGUGGGGGGUUUUUGGUAUAAUGCAAUUGAAAAUAAAGGGUGAAAAACAGAAAAGAAGGAGAUGGUUGGAGAUGAUAAAAAUUGAGAAAAAGGAAGAGAAGGAUGAUGGUUAAAGAAGAAGAAGAAGAAGAAGAAGAAGAAGAAGAAUGGGAAGAGUAAAAUUGAAGAUCAAGAGAUUGGAAAAUACAAACGGACGACAAGCAACUUACUCUAAAAGAAAGAACGGGAUUAUGAAGAAGGCUAAGGAAUUAUCUAUUUUAUGUGACAUUGAUAUCAUUCUUCUCAUGUUUUCACCUACUGGAAAGCCCAAUCUUUGUUGUGGCAAACACAGCUUUGAGGAGGUAAUCGCUAGGUUUGCUCAACAAACUCCUCAGGAAAGGGCGAAGAGGAAAAUGGAAAGCCUUGAUUCACUGAGGAAAACUUUCAAGAAAUUGGACCAUGAUGUCAACAUACAAGAUUUCCUAGGAACAAGCCAAACCAUUGAGGAUUUGGCUGGCCAAGCAAAGUUAUUAAGGGCCCAACUUUCUGAAGUUCAUCAGAGAUUAAGCUAUUGGGGUAACCCUGAGAAGAUAAACAAUGUGGAUCAUUUGGCCCAAAUGGAGGAUUCGCUGAGAGAAUCACUUAAUCAAAUUCGAUUGCAUAAGGAAAAUCUGCAGAAGCAUCCUCCAGCACCAUUAGACUUCACUAAUCAGGAUGGAAUGCAUCUACCUUUCAACAUGACUGUUGAGCAACAACUUCAUCAAUUCCAACACUUCCCUUGGAUUCCUAGUGAUGGUCAAAAUAUAGUUUUACCUGACGAUCCAAACUUCGUUCUCCAUAGGGAUGUGGAGUGCUCUGCAAGUUCCUCCUUUGCUAGUUACCCUGGUUAUUUCGGCACGGGUCGAAGUCCAGAGAUUUCAAAUCCAGGACAAGAAAAUGGUGUCCUCCCUGAACUAAGCAAAACAGAACCUCUAAGGCCCCAACUAGGAGGGCAAAAUUCCUACAUGUCUUAUAAUGUUAAUUUUUUUAAUGACCCGAGAUUUCAACCUGCAGCAGAGAUGAACCUGCCAGUAAAUCCUGUAGAUUAUCAUGUUAAUGGGAACUUCGACACCACCCAACACAAUUGGGCUUCUUCUUCUGGCCCUUGUGCUGUUUCAUUGUUUGACGAUCGCUUGUUUCCUUGAUAUAGUAAUUCUGGAAAAGUUGAUCGCGUACCUGAUAGCUUGAGGAUGAUGAUUUUGAAUCACGUUCAACUCUCGUCUUGUUCAAGUUCAUCUAUAUGAAGCAACUUUAGCACACAGCAAGAAGCCGAUAGCCUAAUAUACACACUAUUUUGGAAGUACCCUCUCGAGGCGGCUGUCACCGAGCCAAAAAGGCUCGGUGCUUACUCUCCAUGAAGUGAGGUUUCAAGGAGUUGUUUUUUUGCUUUAUCCCUGUCUAUCUUUUCGGCAGCUAAGGUACUGCCUUUCAUUUGCUCCGCUGACAUGGAGCUGUAAAUAAAAGUAGCAACAUAGCAUACAAGUUAUAGUUAAACGUCUUCUUCAGUUGGCUGAUACUAAUUCAACAUGUUUAGUAACUUGUCUGUCUUAUAUGACAAAGACCAAGAAUAAAAGCAAAUAAUUUUUUGA